UUUGUCGGGGAAAAUACAUAAUUGCUUCAACAAUUUUACUGCAUUGGCACAGAUGAAUACCACACAAGCUGAUCCAUAUUCUCUUUUUGGUUAUUACUUCAUGAUCCAAUACAAUAGUGAUCUUCCAAAUAACGAAAUUCGACGUGUCUAUGAAUAUUCGGCAAUUCAAUGGAAAGGUCGAGAAUCGGAAUAUAGGAAAAAUCUUAGGCUUCUCAAACUCAUUGAUUUUUCAAGCAAUAGAUUGACCGGAAACAUUCCCAAAUCAUUUUCCAGUAUGCUUGGAUUAAUUUCCUUGAACCUAUCAAGGAAUAGUUUGACGGGAAAUAUAAUUCGAGAUAUUGGUGAGAUGGAGAUGUUAGAAUGUGUUGAUCUAUCACACAACCAAUUCUCCGGUGAAUUACCCACAAGCCUGGCACAAUUACAGUACUUGGCCGUUCUCGACUUGUCGAACAACGACUUAUUUGGUAAAAUUCCAACGAGUACUCAACUUCAGAGCUUUGACGCAUCUGCUUAUGCCAAGAAUGACGGACUCUGUGGGGCCCCUCUGGGGGCAUUGUGCCCCGAAGAUAGCUUGAGGCCGUCCAUCCCUAAUCAGAAUGAGAAAGACGACGGCAAUCUCUCAUUUAUGCAAGAAGUCUGCAUAUCAUUGGCCUUUGGCUUUAUAUUUGGAUUUUGGGGCGUUAUUGGUUCUUUUAUAGUGAAGAAAUCAUGGAGAAUUGCAUACUUCAAUUUUUGGGAUGCUGUUGGAGAUUGGUUCUACGUCAGGAUUGCUAUGUUUAUAUCCAAAUGGAGACGAAACUGAAAUGCAGAGGCAGACAAGCUCGUGGAUACAAGAAGAAAUGAGGAAGAAGUGUUGUUUUUAAUUAAUAAUUAUAGUCCUAAUAUAAUAUGUAUUUCUUAGUACUUUAAUUAUGUCAUUGUUCAUCAAAUUAAGUGUUUUCCUACUCUUUUUUUUUUU
Messenger RNA from Salvia miltiorrhiza (redroot sage), 958 nucleotides. Its product is annotated as receptor-like protein EIX2. Gene Ontology annotation, molecular function: protein binding. Lineage: Eukaryota; Viridiplantae; Streptophyta; Magnoliopsida; Lamiales; Lamiaceae. The transcript has 2 exons. Bases 53 to 802 code for a protein of 249 amino acids. The record is from RefSeq and is a predicted model, not a curated record.